Molecule: messenger RNA, 4719 nt
Organism: Xyrauchen texanus (razorback sucker)
Lineage: Eukaryota; Metazoa; Chordata; Actinopteri; Cypriniformes; Catostomidae
Product: semaphorin-3aa
Exons: 17
Coding region: 423-3026 (867 amino acids)
Biological process (GO): negative regulation of axon extension involved in axon guidance; negative chemotaxis; semaphorin-plexin signaling pathway
Molecular function (GO): semaphorin receptor binding; chemorepellent activity; neuropilin binding
Source: RefSeq, a predicted model, not a curated record
CUCUGCCUCUCAUUCAGACUGAGCUGUGGACACAAGCAGUAGCAUUCUGUGAGAGUGUGUGUGUGUGUGAAGCCGGUGUGGAGUGGCUCUGCCGGAUCCCUGCUGAAACUCUACCUCUCCAACGAACACAGAAUCCCACUCAGCGGUCCAGCACACCAGGUCUGGAGAACCCAUCCCAGAGGAGUACACCUUUACCCCCUCAACCACUGAAACAGACCCCACAUGGAACCAUGUGAACCCCCGUCUCCUGCUUGGCUUGGGAUCUGAUUUUGGAUUUCCUCCUUGGGGGCGAGCUCCAGGCACUGGAUCUUUUGAAGUAAGGAGGGACUGUGAGGAUCUCGGCUGUCCCAGAGGGGGAGCACUUUGCUCUGGGCACUGUGGGCUACAAGCCCUCCUGGGCUGGAGGCCAGCGCUCCAGCACCAUGGAUUACCUAGUUGGGAUUUUUCUCCUGUUGUGUGGGGUGGUGUUACCUGGAAGUGUGGUGCCCCAGCACACCAAAGAAAAUGUGCCAAGACUCAAGCUCUCUUACAAGGAAAUGCUCGAAUCCAGUAAUCUGGUGACUUUCACUGGAUUUGCAAACAGUUCAAGUUACGACACGUUCCUAUUGGAUGAGGAGAGAGGGAGAUUACUGGUUGGAGCAGAGGACCAUAUCUUCUCUUUUGACCUGGUCAACAUCAACAGAGACCUCAAACAGAUCGCCUGGCCUGCCACACCUUCCAAACGUGAUGAAUGUAAGUGGGCUGGAAAAGACCUGGGGAAAGACUGCUCAAACUAUGUGCGCGUGCUGCAGCCAUAUAAUCAGACACAUAUAUAUGUGUGUGGCACCGGAGCCUUCAACCCUAUCUGCGCUUACCUGGAGAUGGGAAAACGAGCAGAGGACAAUAUAUUCAGACUGGAUGCCAACCUUUUUGAGAAUGGACGUGGGAAAAGUCCCUAUGAUCCAAAGAUGCAGUCCUCAUCCCUCUUGCUUGAUGGUGAGCUAUACUCUGGAACAUCAGCAGACUUUAUGGGACGAGACUUUGCCAUUUUCCGAACACUUGGGUCACAGCAUCCAAUCAGGACCGAGCAGCAUGACUCCAGGUGGCUAAAUGACCCCAGGUUUGUUGGUAUACACUUGACCCCUGAAAGUGAUAAUCCUGAAGAUGAUAAGAUCUUCUUGUUCUUCAAAGAAAAUGCCAUGGAUGGAGAACAUACAGGCAAAGCUACUAUCUCCAGGAUAGGACAACUGUGUAAGAAUGAUAUGGGUGGACACAGGAGUCUUGUGAACAAAUGGACAACCUUCCUGAAAGCCAAGCUAACCUGCUCAGUGCCCGGCCUUAAUGGCAUAGAUACACAUUUUGAUGAGCUGCAGGACGUUUUUCUGAUGAGUGCUAAAGACCCAAAGAAUCCAGUGAUCUAUGCUGUGUUUACCACAUCCAGUAAUAUCUUCCGUGGAUCAGCUAUCUGCAUGUAUAGUAUGGCAGACAUCCGAAGGGUAUUUCUAGGUCCAUAUGCACACAGGGAUGGGCCAAACUACCAGUGGGUUCCCUUUCAGGGCAGAGUGCCAUACCCCCGUCCUGGCACAUGUCCCAGCAAAACAUUCGGGGGCUUUGACUCCACCAAAGACUUGCCAGAUGAUGUAAUUACAUUUGCACGUCUGCACCCAGCCAUGUAUAACCCAGUGCAACCAAUGGGGGGGAAGCCCAUUGUGGUGCGCACAAACGUGGAAUACCAAUUCACCCAGCUGGUGGUGGACCGCGUUGAAGCAGAGGAUGGCCAGUAUGAUGUCAUGUUCAUCGGCACAGAUUUAGGGACCGUUCUGAAGGUGGUGACCAUUCCCAGGGAAAGCUGGCAUGAUCUGGAGGAAGUGGUGCUGGAAGAGAUGACUGUGUUCAGGGAGCCAACACCCAUUACUGCCAUGGAACUAUCCACUAAACAACAACAGCUGUACCUGGGUUCAGAUUUAGGCAUAUCCCAGAUGCCCCUCCACCGCUGUGAGGUGUAUGGGAAGGCAUGUGCGGAGUGCUGCCUUGCAAGAGAUCCAUAUUGUGCCUGGGAUGGGACAGAAUGCUCUAGAUAUUUCCCCACUGCUAAGAGGAGAACAAGACGUCAAGACAUCAGAAAUGGAGAUCCUCUCUCCCAGUGCUCAGAUUUGCACCACAAUGAUGAUCUGGAGGGAUACAGUAGUGUGGAGGAGAGAAGUGUGUAUGGUGUAGAGAACAGCAGUAUGUUUCUGGAAUGCAGCCCAAAGUCCCAGAGAGCUCUGAUUUAUUGGCAGCUACAGAGAACAAAUGACGAACGUAAACAUGAGAUUAUGGUUGAUGAGAGGGUAAGUCUUACUGGCCAAGGUUUGCUGAUCCGAAGUCUAACCCAGGCUGAUUCGGGAGUGUUUCACUGCCAUGCAGUGGAACACGGCUUUAUACAGCCCCUGCGACGCAUUAACCUGCAGGUGAUCCCCUCUCAGCGCGUGGGAGAACUGCUGCUCCGAGCAGGGGCCAGCGAUAAGGAGCCUACCCCUAAACACAAACUCUGGUACCGGGAUUUCAUGAGUCUGCUGGAGCACCCGGAUCUCAACAGCGUGGACGAGUUCUGCGAGCGGGUGUGGAAGAGGGAGAGGAAGCCGAAAGGGAAGAAAGCUCCCAAAAUCAACACCGGAACAAGUGGGAAAACUGAGAAAACACCUCAAAUAACAGCUCAGAGCUUCCAGAACCUGACACUGAGAAACCAGAACACACCCAAAGUGCCAAACAACCCAAAAGUUCAGAUUCUACCAAAAUCAGCCAGGCUGCAGAGGAGUCAAGUCCCACCAAGUACCGUAAGUACUGAGGGCCAAAGCACCAAACCGGAUAGUAUAAUCACUCAGAACGCACAGAAGGUCCAGACUGCUUCAGACACCCAAAGAUCACAACCAAACCAUGGGAAGAGAGGUAGCCAGACCCCCCAGAGAGGACCUCCCAACACAGCCAAGUGGAAACAGCUCCAGGAGAACAAAAGGGGGCGCAACCGCAGGACCCAUGAACAGCAAAGACCACCACGUAGUGUGUGAGAGAGACACUUUGACUGUUUUCACACAUGCAUAAAUAUUACAUACGCACACAGUCAGCAACAUCAGUCAUUCAUAUACACACAUACAAAAUGAGCACAAAAACAAGCGCAAAAUAAAAAAAAUGCAAAGCCUGAACCCUGACAUCUUAACAAGGGACUUAAUAAAAUGUAACAGCAAAGACAUUUUAUUCUAGCCAAACAGACAGAUCCAACUUCAUAUACAUGAUGUUCUUGCAUCAGAGGACAUGAGUGUUUGCCAGUCUACAAGAAUCUUUCAAGCCUGCUUUAAUGGCAGGACAUUUGUGAGCCUAUUGUUUGCCAAAAACCUCUGCGAUAAGAUGGGAUAGUGCCAAUGGAAAAAUUUGCUUUUUGGUAUUAAAGGAGAUGUUCUUUGUUCCUGUAUCCAUCUGUACCAUUUGCUGUUAUGACAAUGGUUGUGAAUGAGAUGAAGUGGACUACUGCUUGCUUGGGAGCGAAUGGAGCUCUAGGGAAACUGGAGGCCAGUUUCUCUAAUAUGUAAAGACUGUAAAAAUAUUGUUAUUGGAGCAAGCAUUGUACUGUGUAUAGAACAACCCUAAGUAAUUAUGGAUACAACUGGUCAAAGGUGAUAAUAAGGCAUGCCUUAGUAACAGCUCGUCUAGCCUCUGAUUCUCAGAAGCAUUUUGACUUAAAUGUUAGUGUAAUUAAUUAUGUUUGAGAUAAACAAUUGGGCCUGACUAAGAAGUCAAUAGCUGUGGUGACCAUUUCUGCCAAAAGUUAGUUUUCAAAUAAAAUGUGCAUGAGAUGAAUGAAUAAGCUCUUCCAAGCCAGCUACCAUCUUCAGAUUACAGAAGUCUAGAUGAUAGUUCUUAAUGUUGGUUGCAUUAAAAAUUAAAGGCCGCCUUCGUGCAAAUCACAGUAUCUUUUUAAAAAUGUGUUAAAGAUAUUUCCAUAAUGUCCGUAGCGUAUUUCUAAAUUAUUAUUACUCAUAUUUCAUAAGGUUGCGUCAUAUUAAUUUGCUAAAUCAGUCUAUGUUAGGCUGAGAUUUGAGUGACUCUUGUAUAUGUACAUAUAUACAGCGAAACACCACUUGAUUAUUUAUUGAUGGUAAUUGUUAAUGUUCAAAAGUUUGCAUUUAUUUUUGAUAUAAUUUUUUUCUAUUCAGUUGUAAACAUAUGUGCCCGACAGGCCACAAUAACAAUAGAUGGACCAAUUAUUUGUUAUUCACUUUUUAUUGUUAUUUCUAAGUGUCUUGUUUCUCACUUCAACAGUUUUAAUUUAAUUUUACUCUAAUUCUUCUCAAACUUUUGUUCUUCCUUUCAUUAGAUUCUUGAUCUCUGUUUUACAUUUUCUUAAGCCAGGUCUCUCUCAUAGCUAUUUAAUUCAUUGUGCAAAUCUAACAAGAGAAAAUAAUUCAUCUCUAAUGAUUCGCUGUGAAUCUCCCUAAGAAAUGUCUGGGUCUGACUAGAUACACCAGAGAACACAACUGCAUGUGAAUUCUGCCUUUGUGCUUAUUUUUGUUUUGUCAGAGUUGUGUGAGAGGUCAUUUCUGUGCCAUGCAAGAUGUAUGUAUGUUUUUUUAUUUUUUUGUGUGCCAUUUGCAAAGAUACACCAUCUAAUCCAUACCCUGUCCCUUUUAUGUAUUAUAUAGGUCUAUAGUCUUUUUACAAAUGCAAUUUGUCCCCAACACUCUUUGGCAAAAUUGUCAUUUCAAU